CCUUUAUUACUUUCAUCAGAGCCAUGGAGGUCUUCAAGAAUGGAAACUAUUCAGUAAGAAAGUGGACGGCAAGCGAUAGAGAUGAAGCUGCGCAAGUGAUCAAGCAAUGUCUAGAGCCUUAUGGCCUCCAAUUUGAGCCCCAGGGAGCAGACCUAGACGCCAUUGACGUGGAGGAACACUAUCUAAAGAACGAGAGAGGAGAAUUCUGGGUGGUCAUUGAUGUUAGUAACCAGAGGCUGGUCGGAACUGGUGCCUAUUAUGAAGUGAGCGAGCCUGGUGCUGUGGAGAUAAGAAAAAUGUACUUACUGCCAGAGGCAAGGGGGAAGAAACUGGGACGAUAUAUUCUAGAGAAACUAGAGGAGAGAAUAAGAGAGAGAGGCUACAGAAGGAUCUACAUAGAGACUGCCAGUGUACUGUUCGAAGCUUGCCAACUAUACCAGACUGCUGGGUACCUGUCGGUAGAAGGUGUGGAGACAUUGCGUUGUGAUCAGAAACUCUAUAAAGAUGUAACUGCUUAGCUCUGUUCUGUUAGAAAUAUUUUUUUUUACUGUUUUAAAUUUAUGAGCGAAUAUUGUAUCAAUGAAUGUUCAGACACACUCGA
This is a messenger RNA of Halichondria panicea, 601 nucleotides long. RefSeq lists its product as uncharacterized. Gene Ontology annotation, molecular function: N-acetyltransferase activity. The record is from RefSeq and is a predicted model, not a curated record. The transcript has 2 exons. Bases 24 to 518 code for a protein of 164 amino acids. NCBI's taxonomy places the organism in Eukaryota, Metazoa, Porifera, Demospongiae, Suberitida, Halichondriidae.